AUGUUCGGCUGGUUUAAGUCUUCUAACGAGUCCAAGCCAGCCCAGGAGUCUACCUGGGAUGCGGCCACUAUGACCAUGGAACAGCCAUCUAACGCCGAGACCAUGUCUUCCAACAAUGUCUCCCAGCAGCCUAGCUCCGAAUCCAUGAAGAUGGAACUUCGCGGUGGUGGUGAAGGUGGUGAUAUUUGCUGCGGAAUGUAA
This is a messenger RNA of Penicillium robsamsonii, 201 nucleotides long. RefSeq lists its product as uncharacterized. The record is from RefSeq and is a predicted model, not a curated record. The transcript is spliced from 2 exons. The coding region runs from base 1 to 201 and encodes 66 amino acids. NCBI's taxonomy places the organism in Eukaryota, Fungi, Ascomycota, Eurotiomycetes, Eurotiales, Aspergillaceae.